This is a messenger RNA of Myripristis murdjan (pinecone soldierfish), 1458 nucleotides long. RefSeq names its product SRY-box transcription factor 8a (gene sox8a). Gene Ontology annotation, molecular function: RNA polymerase II cis-regulatory region sequence-specific DNA binding; DNA-binding transcription factor activity, RNA polymerase II-specific. Gene Ontology annotation, cellular component: nucleus. The record is from RefSeq and is a predicted model, not a curated record. Bases 1 to 1458 code for a protein of 485 amino acids. NCBI's taxonomy places the organism in Eukaryota, Metazoa, Chordata, Actinopteri, Holocentriformes, Holocentridae. Gene Ontology annotation, biological process: morphogenesis of an epithelium; negative regulation of transcription by RNA polymerase II; neural crest cell development. The transcript is spliced from 3 exons.
AUGACCGAGGAGAAUAAAUCCUUUACCGAGCAUCCGUGCAGCCCGGCGGGCAGCGGCAGCUCCAUGUCCCUGCACGAGUCGGAUUCAGAGGCCCCGGCCUCUCCGGCGGGCUCCGACGGACACGGGCCAGCGCAUCCGCCCGGGAUUACGCACAAGGCGGAGAGCGGCUCCGGGGACGAGCGCUUCCCCGCCUGCAUCCGCGACGCGGUGUCGCAGGUGCUGAAAGGGUACGACUGGUCGCUGGUGCCGAUGCCGACUCAGGGGGAGAGAGGACCGAAGAGCAAACCUCACGUGAAACGGCCCAUGAACGCCUUCAUGGUCUGGGCGCAGGCGGCGCGGAGAAAGCUGGCGGAUCAGUAUCCGCAUCUGCACAACGCCGAGCUCAGCAAGACGCUGGGCAAACUGUGGAGGCUGCUCUCUGAGACGGAGAAGCGUCCCUUCAUCGAGGAGGCCGAAAGGCUCAGGCUGCAGCACAAGAAAGACUACCCGGACUACAAGUACCAGCCUCGGAGACGCAAGAGCUCCAAGCCGGGCCAGGGCGAGCCCAGAGCCGGCCUGGGGCAGCAGCAGCCGGGCCUGUACAAGAGCGAGACGGGGGUGGGCAGGCUGGUCGGCCCCGGGGACGCGCAUCAUCACUACCAUCCCGACCGGACAGGUCAGUCCCACGGCCCUCCAACGCCGCCCACCACCCCGAAAACAGAGCUGCACCUCGGGAUCAAACACGAGGGCCACCGGCAGCUGGACGGCAGCACCGGGUCCAUCCCCGCCGCCGGUCGCCAGAACAUCGACUUCAGUAACGUGGACAUUUCCGAGCUCAGCACCGACGUCAUCGGCACCAUGGAAGGGUUCGAUGUCCACGAGUUCGACCAGUACCUGCCCGUCAGCAGCCACGGCUCCACGGCCUUAACCCCGCCAGAUACCGGCCAUGGACCCAGCAACCCUUCAGGAGCCUUCGUCCCGUCCAGCAGCCACUCACACCUUCACAGCGUUCCCUCUUGGGUGCCUAAAAAUGGCGGGACGGCCGCCGGAGUAGCACCUUCCUCUUCCAAUCACGACGCCCAUGGGCUUCACGCUGAUGCCAACCACAGACCUCAGAUCAAAACAGAGCAGAUGAGCCCCGGGCACUACAGCAGCCACUCCACCCACUGCUCCUCCUCCUCCACUCCUCCCCCACCACCACCACACCAACCUGAAUACACCUCCCUGACCCCGGGUACCUGCCCUUCGUCCUCCUCUUCCUCCUCGGUCAGCCAGUGUGACUACACCGAUCUGCAGAGCCCCAGUUUCUACAGCGCCUUCUCCGGCUACCCCGCCGGCCUGUACCAGUACCCGUACUUCCACUCGUCCCGGAGGCCGUACGCCACGCCGCUCAUCAACAGCCUGGCCUUGGCCCCGCCCCCUCACAGCCCGCCAGCAGGCUGGGAGCAGCCGGUGUACACCACGCUCACCAGGCCGUGA